AUGGUCACAAUCACAUGCUUCGCCUCGAAGGACGUCAGGUUUCCAACCUCCCUGGACAAGACGGGCUCGGACGCCAUGAACCCAGCAGGUGAUUACUCGUCAGCCUACUGCAUCCUACAAACAGACUCCCCACAUACCGGACAUGGCAUGACAUUCACCAUUGGCCGCGGUAACGACAUUGUCUGCCUCGCCAUUGAGAAUCUCGCUGCCCGCCUGAUAGGUCGUACUCUAGAAUCAUUGACGGCGAACUGGGGUCAAACAUGGCGCUACCUCGUCUCGGAUUCCCAGCUACGCUGGAUCGGCCCCGAGAAAGGUGUCAUUCAUCUCGCCCUCGGCGCCGUCGUCAACGCUCUCUGGGACCUCUGGGCUAAAGUGCUGCAAAAACCCGUCUGGCGAAUCGUAGCCGAGAUGAGCCCGCAAGAGUUCGUACGCUGUGUAGACUUCCGCUACAUCACCGACGCCAUCACACCUGAAGAAGCCAUUGAGAUGUUGUGCAAAGAGGAAUCAGGUAAAGCCCAACGACUUCAAGAAGCAGAAAAUAACCACGCAGUGCCCGCCUACACCACCUCCGCUGGCUGGCUCGGUUACGGUGAGGACAAAAUGGAACGUCUGUUGCAAGAAACACUCGAAGAAGGCUACAAACACUUCAAAUUCAAAGUCGGCACCUCCAUUUCCUCCGACAUCCGCCGCCUCACCAUCGCCCGCAAUGUUAUCGGCUACGACCGCGGCAAUAUCCUAAUGAUUGACGCCAAUCAAGUCUGGUCCGUACCCGAAGCCAUCGCAUACAUGAAAGAGCUUGCGCCCUUCAAGCCGUGGUUUAUCGAAGAGCCUACGAGUCCGGAUGAUGUCUUGGGGCACAAGGCGAUCAGGGAAGCGUUGAAGGAGUAUGGGAUUGGGGUUGCGACAGGGGAGAUGUGUCAGAAUCGGGUGGUGUUCAAGCAGUUGUUGAUGGGCGGGGCGAUUGAUAUUUGUCAGAUUGAUGCGUGUAGAAUGGGUGGGGUCAAUGAGGUUUUGGCUGUUAUGCUGAUGGCGAAGAAAUUCGACAUCCCAAUCGUCCCCCACUCCGGCGGCGUGGGUCUACCUGAAUACACUCAGCACCUCAGCACCAUCGAUUACGUAUGUGUUUCCGGCAAGCUCUCGGUACUGGAAUACGUAGACCAUCUGCAUGAGCAUUUCAACCAUCCUGCCGUUAUCAAGAACGGGUACUACCAGACUCCUACAGAGCCCGGGUAUAGCGUCGAGAUGAAGGAGGAGAGUAUGGAGAAGUACGGCUUUCCGGGGGAAGAAGGGGGGUUUUGGAGGAGUGAGGAGGCAAGAGCUAUCUUGGAAGGUGUGAAGAUUUAG
Molecule: messenger RNA, 1344 nt
Organism: Letharia columbiana
Lineage: Eukaryota; Fungi; Ascomycota; Lecanoromycetes; Lecanorales; Parmeliaceae
Exons: 5
Coding region: 1-1344 (447 amino acids)
Biological process (GO): carbohydrate catabolic process; amino acid catabolic process
Molecular function (GO): L-fuconate dehydratase activity; magnesium ion binding
Source: RefSeq, a predicted model, not a curated record